Messenger RNA from Entrophospora sp. SA101, 2649 nucleotides. NCBI's taxonomy places the organism in Eukaryota, Fungi, Glomeromycota, Glomeromycetes, Entrophosporales, Entrophosporaceae. The record is from the annotation of a GenBank genome assembly.
AUGGUUAAUCAAUCUUUUCACACGACAACAACAUUAUCAUCAAUUACUCCACGUUGGCAGAAUUGCAAUAAUCGCAAUAAUAAUAAUCAUUAUCUUUUAGAAAACAAAAGAAUGUUUCUUUCGUUUCCUCAUGCCAGAGAUAUAGCCAUCUAUGCCGCUGGAUGGUGGAUAUUUAUCGAUGCAAUUAUUUACAAGACUAUUUAUAAUGAAAUUUCUCCAAUUGCAUUCGAGGAUUGGAUAAUGAAUACAAUUGACAAGUCAAUUAUUUCAGAUGAGAUUUAUAGUUAUGGUGAAUCACGUAGGACGCUCUGGAAAGCGCGCCUAUUAAUACUCUUAGGAUUUACAUUGAUGGCUUUUGGAUUAUGUGGUUCAGUGGCUGUAUUUGUAUUGGAUUGUAUAUUAACCGAAGCAUCUGUUCAAUCAAUCCAUUUUGGAAUUGUAAUUGUGGUUCAAAAUUUUUUAAUAGCACAACCACAAGAUGAAGGAAAUGUUUUUCUAUUAGAUGAUGACAGUACUAGUAAUAUCGACUUUAAAAUUAGGGAGGAGGUGGAUUAUAAUAAUUUUGAUAUUUACGAUAAUACUGUAUCAACUUUUAGAGUUCCGGUUACCGUUACUAUUACAGCCAGUGAUAGUGUCGCACCAUUGACCUCAACACCAAAUGAAUCAACAACAAAACCAUCACCAAAACCAACAUCGACAAAUAAAUCAAUAACAGAAUCACCACCUGGAGCAAAAAAAACUACAUCACCAAAUCCAGAAGCGACUACAGAAUCACCACCUGGAGCAAAAACAACUACAUCACCAAAUCCAGAAGCGCCUACAGAAUCAUCAUCGCCAAAAGUAGAAGAAACCACGAAAUCACCAUCUCCAGAAUCACCAUCUCCAGAAGCAAAAGAUAAUAUAGAAUCAACAUCAAUAAAAGCAGAAGCAACCACAGGAUUGUCGUCACCAAAUCCAGAAGCAACCACAGGAUCGUCAUCACCAAAUCCAGAAGUAACUACAGAAUCGCCACUAAAUGCAGAAGAUACUACAGGUCCAAAAGAAACAGAAUCAUCAUUACCAACAGAAAGAACUACAGAAUCACCAUCGCCAGCAACUUCAACAAUAACGCCAAUGAAGUCAUCAACAUCAUUAAUUGAAACGCCAAUAGCAACGACAGCAAGCAACAAAAUAAAAAAAUCACCGCUAUCUAAUAGAUACGUGCAAUUUGCAAUAGCCGUUUCAUUAAUUGUUAUAGGUUUUGCAUUAGCAGCACUUGUAUGUUUUUUUUUCCAAACAAAAAGAAAACGCGUACUUAAAUCCAUUUCACCAUCACAACCACCAGAUGGACCGUCAACAUCAACAUCGCCAUUACUGGUUACAAGGAUGUAUGAAGGAGAUGGCGAAAAUCAAAGAACGGUGAUUGAUUUGGGAGAAUAUGGACAAACUACUGCUUUCACUCCCACUACCAUCAUUGCAGGAAAUCAUGAUGAUGAAGAACAAGCAAGCUCCUCAUUUUUAAAUAUUCCAUCAGCUGGUGAAACUACUAUUUAUGGAUCAUCUGGUGGCUCUACUUCUAUGGUUGAUCUGGCAACUGUAUCUCAUCAUUCAUUAGAAACUCAAAGUGACGCACCAUUAAUGACCAGAGUAAUAGCACAACCACAAGAUGAAGGAAAUGUUUUUCUAUUAGAUGAUGACAGUACUAGUAAUAUCGACUUUAAAAUUAGGGAGGAGGUGGAUUAUAAUAAUUUUGAUAUUUACGAUAAUACUGUAUCAACUUUUAGAGUUCCGGUUACCGUUACUAUUACAGCCAGUGAUAGUGUCGCACCAUUGACCUCAACACCAAAUGAAUCAACAACAAAACCAUCACCAAAACCAACAUCGACAAAUAAAUCAAUAACAGAAUCACCACCUGGAGCAAAAAAAACUACAUCACCAAAUCCAGAAGCGACUACAGAAUCACCACCUGGAGCAAAAACAACUACAUCACCAAAUCCAGAAGCGCCUACAGAAUCAUCAUCGCCAAAAGUAGAAGAAACCACGAAAUCACCAUCUCCAGAAUCACCAUCUCCAGAAGCAAAAGAUAAUAUAGAAUCAACAUCAAUAAAAGCAGAAGCAACCACAGGAUUGUCGUCACCAAAUCCAGAAGCAACCACAGGAUCGUCAUCACCAAAUCCAGAAGUAACUACAGAAUCGCCACUAAAUGCAGAAGAUACUACAGGACCAAAAGAAACAGAAUCAUCAUUACCAACAGAAAGAACUACAGAAUCAUACAAAGUCCAAGAAUCCAUUUUAGGUGUUGACAACUGCAUAAAGAAUAAUGAUUUGUUAUUACCCGAAAUCUAUACAGAAUAUGAUAUAUUGUUACCAGGCUCUCAAUUAAAUUUAAAAGAAUGGACACAUGAAGAAUUGAUGAUUCUAAUAGAUGCUGUUUUCUCCAGAAGGAUAAACCCCAAAAAGCUCCAUGAUUUGGGUUUUAUUGAAGCAGAUGAAGAAAAUGAAUUUAAUUUCCAUUUUAAAUGUAAUGAACAUGAAGAGCAUGAAGAACAUGAGGAGGUUGUUUUAAGUGACAAUUUGGAAAUAAUCAAUGUUAAUCAGAAUACUAAUACUUUUAUUCAAACUGAUAACAUUGAAGUUGACAAUGGUGAAAAUAGCAGAAGACAUGCAUAG